AUGGCUGCCUUCUUGUGUUGGUGUGCUUUUGGCAUGCUCAAUCAGAACAGAAGUCCGUCCAAGGAGUUUGAGAAGGAUAUAGUGUCCAUCUUAUAUGCCACCCGCUUGCCUAAGUCCUCUAUUGUCAUUGCUUUGGAGUACUUGAACCAGCGUUUCUCCAACACCUACCUCGGCAACUUGUCUGAGCUGGAGAUGUUUGUUAAGAUUGUCGUUGCUUUGGUUUUGGCCAACAAGUUCAACGAUGACAACACUUUCACCAACAGAUCUUGGUGUGGUGCUACUGGUUUGAGAAUCGAGCUCCUAAACUCUGAGGAGGCCACUUGGUUGAAGGAAGUGAACUGGAAAUUGAACGUGGUUAAUUUUCAAGUUAACAUUAAGACUCUAGAGGAGUGUUGGAGAACGUGGAUGUCUAAGUACUCUACUCUGCCAGCCAUGCCAGCUGUUUCUGCUAGCUACUGCUCUCCUGCCUUGUCUAACGACAGUUUUCACAACUACUCGUCGAUUCCCUCGUCGCCAGUUUAUGAGUCCUCUGGCUCUUCGAUGUAUAAUACGUCGCCCGAGUCCUCAUCGCCAAUCAAGUUCUCGCUGGACUGGCCUGUCAACUCCAUGCCAUUGUCCCAACCUCACUUCCACGCAGGGCCCAAUCCUUACGUUCCAGUUCAACCACAAUCUAUCUGGUCGUACACUCCAUCGCAGUAUCAGUAUGUGCCUCCGGUCAACGAGUUGGGCUACUACGGAUGCGCCAAUCCCUAUUACUGCAGUAUGGCAUCGUGCUAG
Messenger RNA from Sungouiella intermedia, 777 nucleotides. NCBI's taxonomy places the organism in Eukaryota, Fungi, Ascomycota, Pichiomycetes, Serinales, Metschnikowiaceae. The record is from the annotation of a GenBank genome assembly.